UUCGAUCGCCGACAUCGGUCCGAAACGUUUAAGUAACUGCAAAAAUCACUUUCGCGCAGAACAAACUUUAUAAUACCCUCAUCGCAAAUCGUCGUAGACUCAAUACAAGUCGAUAUAAAGGUACACUUGCGUCAAGGGCAUCCCUAACAGCAUAGUAUCUCGCGAGACCGUUCGCGUAUCACGUAUUCCGAAAACGAUAAUCGUUGAUCGUUGACCGGCACGUCGUCGUGAGGUAUAACGCCUGUACCGUGGACGCGCGCUCCUCUGUCCGCGUAAAAUACACUGUGCGCCCGCGUGUUGGAAAGUUCGACUUCGCCGGAUAACCGUAGCACGACCACGGGUUACAGACGCAUAAAAUCCUGUUCAGAGUUUAUCGUACACGCGUACCUACAUCGUCGUUUUACCGAUAUAAUAUUGUUUACACAUUAUAUUAUUUGCAUAUGAGAUGAAAACGUAAGAAAAAUGAAAGCACAGUGCUCUACCAUCGUAUUGUUUUAUUACUGCUGCUGUACUAUCGCGGUCCUGCGUCUGACGGGAGCUGUGUCGACGCGACAUGAACGCGAUCAGGACGACGACGCCGUCACCGUCCAUCCUUGCCAGAGAGAAUGUCGCGUGGACGAACCGCCAAAAACGUGCGAGUACCGUUUCAAAGUGGAAUGGUACUACACAAUGAGCAAGGCUUGCUACGACUGUCCGUACAACAUGACCGAUUGUUACAGACCUGACUGUGUGCCAGCCGACGGCGUUGCAAAGCCCAUUAUCGUCAUCAAUAGAAGUCUGCCAGGACCUUCCAUACAAGUGUGCUUGGGUGACACGGUCAUGGUGGACGUGGAGAACGCCAUGAUGGAGGAGUCGACGUCCGUCCACUGGCACGGGCACCAUCAGCGCAACUCGCCGUACAUGGACGGCGUGCCGUACGUGACGCAGUGUCCGGUGCCGCCGCACAGUUCGUUCCGGUACGUGUACCUGGCCGACAACGAGGGCACGCACUUCUGGCACUCGCAUUCCGGCUGCCAGCGGGGUGACGGAGCGUUCGGGUCGUUCGUGGUGCGAGCCCCGAAGUCGCGGGACGUGCACCGCGACAUGUACGACGUGGACGUACACGUCAUCACGGUUACCGACUGGCUGCAUGAGCUUGGCAUCCGCAAGUUCCUCGCCCACUACCACGGUUCGGGCAACAAUAAGCCCGAGACCAUUCUGGUAAACGGCCGCGGCCGUUACAAAGUGUUCGACGGCGGUUACCGCACGCCCCUGACGCAGUUCAACGUGACCAGAGGUAAACGAUAUAGGUUUAGACUGAUUAACGCUGGAUUCCUAAAUUGUCCAAUUUCAAUGAGUAUCGAUAAUCAUACGUUUACUAUGAUUGCAACAGAUGGAUAUAAUGUUCAGCCAGUAGUAGUCGAUUCAUUUGUAAGUUAUGCUGGUGAACGUUGGGAUUUUGUAGUGGAAGCAACAGCUAAUGUUGGCAAUUAUUGGAUGCGAUUUAGAGGAUUAAUGGACUGCGAUGAAAGAUUUACUAAGGCCUUUGAAGUAUCAAUUUUGCACUACGAUGGAGCAAGUGACGAAGAACCAGAGGGCACACCAACAUAUGACAAUACACUUCAUUCCGGAAUUCAAUUGAAUGCACUGAAUAAAGGAUCGGGACUAAUGGACACAGCCACUGUAUCAGAAUUAGAAGACGCAACACCUCCAAAACACGAUCUUCGUUUAGCAAAAAAACCAGAUGUAACGUUAUUUAUGUCUUAUGAUUUUUAUUCUUUAGAUAAUCCACAUUUCCAUAAACCUAUGUUAUAUGGAUUCAAACAAGUAUCGCAUAAGUCUGAACGUGUUUAUACACCACAAAUUAACAAAAUGUCUUUCAAGCUUCCAUCAUUUCCAUUAUUAUCUCAAAGAGAAAUGAUAGAACCUUGGAUGAGUUGUGAUCAUAUAAAGAAAGAUUGUUCAAAAGAAUUUUGUGAGUGUACAAAUAUUAUAAGAGUUCCUCUGGGGUCAGUCGUUGAACUAUUUCUCAUUGAUAAAGGUGUAACAUACAACGCAAAUCAUCCAUUCCAUUUGCAUGGACAUCCAUUUAGGGUAGUUGCGAUGGAAAGAGUAGGAAACCAUACUACUGUAGAAGAGAUAGAACAAAUGGACAGAGAUGGGCGUAUCGAAAGAAAUUUACGAACUGCGCCUCUUAAAGACACCGUAACUGUACCAGAUGGUGGAUUUACAAUAUUACGUUUUAUAGCCGAUAAUCCUGGUUAUUGGCUAUUUCAUUGUCAUAUCGAGUUCCAUGUUGAAGUGGGCAUGGCAACUGUGUUCAAAAUCGGCGAAGACUGGGACAUGCCACCAUCACCUCCAGGUUUUCCGAAAUGUGGAAACUAUAACGGUAAAGGAUUAGUGUCAAUACUAAAUCCCGAAGACAUGGAUUCGAUGUACGUGAAAAAAAAUGAAUCCAGUCAGAGUGAUGGUUUAGACGUAGAUAUCGAAAGUCGUACAAAUAUGAUAUCCACAUUAGGCAAAUGGUGGCCAUUCGUCGGAGGCGCACAUCCUUAUGUAGCAUCUGCUGCUAGUAUCAACUCUUCGUAUUUCUCAAUUUUAUUAUGUAUUAUAAUAAGCUUUUUAAUUAUUAAAUAACGUGAAGUUAUAAUAAAUAAAAAGCUUAUUGUUUAUUAAAAUGUGUAUUAUAAAAUUUAUAGUUAUAAGUAAUUGUAUAUUUAAAUUUACUGUGAAUUGUGAUAUGUAUAUAUUAUAUAGUUAUAAAUAAAAUAAAUGUUUACUUUGA
Molecule: messenger RNA, 2764 nt
Organism: Rhopalosiphum padi (bird cherry-oat aphid)
Lineage: Eukaryota; Metazoa; Arthropoda; Insecta; Hemiptera; Aphididae
Exons: 10
Coding region: 463-2616 (717 amino acids)
Biological process (GO): iron ion transport
Cellular component (GO): plasma membrane
Molecular function (GO): copper ion binding; oxidoreductase activity
Source: RefSeq, a predicted model, not a curated record